This is a messenger RNA of Phymastichus coffea, 2180 nucleotides long. RefSeq lists its product as uncharacterized. The coding region runs from base 89 to 325 and encodes 78 amino acids. The record is from RefSeq and is a predicted model, not a curated record. The transcript is spliced from 4 exons. NCBI's taxonomy places the organism in Eukaryota, Metazoa, Arthropoda, Insecta, Hymenoptera, Eulophidae.
GUCAACACACACAUACGCACAUGUUUGACUUUAUAGGGCACGCGCGUGAGUUUCGGAAGUGUAAUUGACGUUAAAUUAAAUUGCAAACAUGAAACUUUCAUCGCUGGUGCCGUGGUUGUUCCUUAUUAUUAUUGGCUUUGUAGUACUCGCCAAAGUCGACGACGCGAAACUUUACGACAGAGCAGACACGAAGGCUACCAACGCGGCAUUUCGUUCGUGCAUCAGGGAGUGCGUCAAGAUUGACUCCCGAGAUGGCAGAACCGACUACACCGUUUGCUGCACCAGGAAGUAUCGUCUGCGGAAGCCGAGAAGAGUCAUCAGUUGAUUCAGUUCUGUCGACCGUUCUUGCGCGGGCGAAUGGAUGUGUGUAUCCCGCAAAAAAAUGUUCUGGUGCGUUGCACACAAAAAUAUAACAUAAUAGAGAGAUCGCCAGCGAGCAGACGUGUGAAGGAGAUAAAGUGUUGCUGGCUCUCCAUCAAAGCUCGCCUCGCCGUGUUGUGCGCACACGCGCAUCAAUCAUAUCAGCUACGCGCACGCGAAAAUUCGUCUCGUCUUGUUAACUUGCGUAUCUAUAUUCUUAUAUAUGCACAUGAGCACAAACGCGCGCAAACUCGACAGCCCCCGCUCCCUACUCACGAACUCGAAUAGAUACUGCUCGCAAGGGCUCCUGAUUUUAUUAACGUUUCGUCGUAUUUCAUGUGCCGAGUUAUCGUGUAUUGCCGAUGCUGUAUUUUAUUUUAUUGGAUUUCUUUUUCAGAUGAUGAUGUGAAUGCUGCUUCUUGCCUAAAAUAUAUAGUGAAUCAUGUUGUUUUGAUCUUAAUCGUUUUUACAAUUACAAUUCUCAGUUUACGACCAAACCUUAAUGUUUAUUUCGGUCUUCCUAUAUCGAGUUAUAUAAACAAUAAUACGAGCAUAUUUUUCUACUCUUGAAUAGUUUAUUAGUAAUGCAUUUAUCAGUCAGCAUCGUUAUUAUUUUAUGUACUCGACAGAAAAUCAUAUUAGUGAGAAUUAUUAGCCGAUAAUUAUUCGUUAGGAUAAUAUCGAACGGAUAAAUAUCAGCUAAUAAUUCUCGCUGAAAUGUUCGUGAUUACAUCUACUUUUUUUCUCAAAUAUCACGGGGACGCACGCUUUUCACUCAACGAGUCAGCAGGUUUUCGCAAGCUUUAAACGCUCAUGCAAAGCGCGGCUAUAACUGAAAAGCGAGUAUUAUCAUAAGCUCACGCGAGUCGAAGCUUUCGUUUUCCGUGAAGCUUACAUAACGAGAGAGAGAGAGAGAGAGAGUUGGCGCAAUGCGUGUUCUGCAAACUACGAGUACAUUUAUAAUAAGUGGUUAUGUGCGAAGUGAACUUUUCAGUAUGGUAUAAUCGUCAAAAGAGGGAUAUGUAUAUGUAAAUUUGAUUUCACCCGCGGUUCGGUUGUGGAUAGAACUCUUGAGCCGAGCUUUCUAAGUAUAGUUUCGAAAUUGAUUAGCGGUAUUGUUAGUUUUAAUAUGUCGAUGUUUUAACGGAGAAAGCAAUAAUUCCGGAAUUUUUUAUUGCGAAUGAAGCGCAUGAGGCGAUAAUACUUUUUAUUGGGAUGCUGAAAAAACCUUUUGUACUUUUAUUUCACGAAAUUUUAUACUGAGCUUUUUUCGGGUUUGUCGGCUAUUUCCAAACUUUUGCGUUCCAAACAUUUCUGUGGCUAUUAAACUCCAGCGCAACGUGCUCAUUUAUUUUUGCCGUUCGAACGAAUAUGUUAAAAAAUGAAUGUCUUUAUUUCAGCUGUGCGUUGCAGGGGAAGUUGGAUUGAAAUGUUUUUUUUUUUUUCAAAGUGCACAAACGUACAUUUUAUAUUUAUUUCGUUUUCAAUCAACAGUCUGACUUUCUCGUCAAAGACAAUAUCACGUCGCAUUUUUGUUUCGAAUGAACGCACCGAAUCCAAAUAACAAAUAGCCAAUCAAACAACCAUUUUUCUACAAAUAAUGCUUUUUUUGAGCAAGCAAUGAAAAAUUUUCAUUUAACAAAAUCCCGUGUUUGAGGAAAAGCUCUCGCGCUGUAAUUUUCAAGCUCGUACAUCGAAGAUUCGAUUCGUUUAAACACACGCGAAUAACAAAAAUCCAUUAUAAAGAACCAUCUUAAGUAAGUAAAAACGGGAAAUUGUAAAGGAGUAUAAUGAUAAUGGUUGGAAACUAUAAAACGCGA